AUGAAUAUGUUGGAUGAUGAAGAUGACCAAAGCUUUCACGCUACGCGUGACGGCUACUCCCAUUUGAGCGAUGUCGAAUGGGAUGCGGUUGAACGGAUGGGUUCAACCAUGGGAAUCCAUGCUGUUAGCGUCAUGCUAGAGGCUCUCAAUAGAGAUGCCCAACAUGCUACUAUCGCCAAGUUCAUUCAAAAUGAACUUGACGCUGAACGCGAGAAAGUAGCCUUGCUUCACCAACUAGGUUCUCAACAAGCAGAGUUGUUGAGAGAACAGGGUGCUCAACAUUUUGAAUUGUUGAGACAGCAGCAGGCUGCUGCUGGUGGGUCGAUGCACUCGCGUCGACCCGAAACCUUGAAGAUUGACAUCUCCAAGUAUAGGGGAGUCGAAGAGGACUCCCUCUUGAGAUGGUUCGUCGAAUUGGAUGAAGCCAUAAGGGCGCGUCGCAUCGACGAUGGGGAAAUGCAAGUUGCAUUUGCCCAGUCAAAUCUGGCAGGACGUGCCAAGACUUGGGCACUGGGGCUCAAGUUGCACGACCCAUAUGCGUUUGGGUCGUUGGAAGUCUUCACCGCGGCUCAGACAAACGUUUGA
This is a messenger RNA of Peronospora matthiolae, 585 nucleotides long. The record is from the annotation of a GenBank genome assembly. Lineage: Eukaryota; Oomycota; Peronosporomycetes; Peronosporales; Peronosporaceae.